UUUCUGGCUGACAUCUUCAGUCACUUUCUUGGAGUUCCCGAUUUGUCUGCGCCCGAAUCACUGUCACAACCGACACCGUACUAAGACUACUUCUUAAGCUAAUAACAAACGCAGGCAAAACACAUCUGAAUACAUCCUCAGGUACUCAAGGCUUUAUGUCCGAACAAGGAUCACCUCCCCCGCUCAAACGACGGCGUUCCGCUGGCAGGAUUCCGAGUCCAGCGGUCGCGUCGAGUUCAUUUCUUGCUACCAUUCGAAGCCCAUCAUUCUGGCUGUCAGAUGGGAACCUGAUUGUGAUUACUCGAGAAGUAUCUUUUCGGGUGCAUACCAGCGUUCUGUCGCGUAACUCGGAGGUAUUCCGAGACAUGUUAGCCAUCCCUCAGCCUGACAACGCGGAACAGGUAGAAGGAUGCAGUGUGGUACAACUGUCCGAAGAUGGCUGCGACUUUGAGACUCUCCUACUUGCCUUGUAUGAUGGAGGUAAGAUCUUUGGUGACCAUAAUGUCCUUCGUUUCAGAACCGUUUCUGCUAUGCUUCGUUUGGGAAUGAAGUACCAGAUAGACCUCGUGAGCCAAGAGGCUAUUCGCCGUCUUCGCAAGUUUUAUCCAAAUUAUCUCGAGGACUUUCCAAUGGAGUACGUCAUUAACGGCAGAAGACCAUCUGUCCCGCCCUCCAUCGAACUGGAACCCGAAGACUCCAUCUCUGUUGUACGGAUGGCGAUUAUGUUUGAUCUGCAGGAUAUCCUUGUCGCCGCCUUGUAUGCCUGCUGCCAAUUGGAAGUUGAUACCUGUUUCAAUGCGGUGCGGUUGGGGAAAUGAAGUUUAGAUGAUAUGCACAAGUGUUUCAAAGGCAAAGAAGCUCUUCGGGGACUUGAAUCCUUCUUCUAUGAGAUGCUGCACAGUUGGAAGGCUCCUCCCGCAUGCAAUUCAAAGAGUGAAUGCACAGAAACCGUUAAAGCGUUUCUCAAAGCCCAGAAACGAACGAAUGGAUGGAUAUGGAGAACGUCAGGUAGCCACCGUUUGGCUUCUGUGCAUGGUUCUUGCGGAAGAUGGGCGAGAAGGGACCGUGCAGGCCCUGUUAUCUAUCUCUGAAGGCAUCUCUGGAUCAUUCAAGUCGGAUCGGCUGGUCGACGCUGGAGAUACAUUUUGAUGUAUCUAUGCCUUCCCAUCUGAACAGUUGAGUUGUCAAUGUCCAUGGUUGUAUCGGAACCCGCGUCGGCUUACAUUGAUUGCAGAUAUAUUCGAAGUUUUGCCGUCUUAGGACGACAUUCGUGACAAUGCAUUGAUGGCUGCUCUUUGUAGUGCGUAGGUCAAUGACCCAUAUCUCUUGACAUCCCAUGCCAUUCUCCCUUCCCUACUUUUUGUUAAUGACACUCGAUGCGACGACCCUCCAAAAGUGCUAUGCAUCCAGUUACUGAACCUCAGGAAAUGCAGAGCUGAUCUUUCUGGCUGAGAGUUGCAUGGCCAAAGUUGACAUUCACGUAGAGCGUACAUUUGGCAGCAUCCACUCGAUAGCAUGCAAGUAAGUUACUAUGAACAGGAGAUCCUAUAACUUGUACGGUAAACACUGAAUACAGGUACAGAUAUUUGCAC
Somion occarium is the source of this 1592-nucleotide messenger RNA. NCBI's taxonomy places the organism in Eukaryota, Fungi, Basidiomycota, Agaricomycetes, Polyporales, Cerrenaceae. The record is from the annotation of a GenBank genome assembly.